AUGGCCGAUAACGUUGAAAGACAGAAAUCCACGAGAUGGGUUAAAUCGGUUCCAACUUAUGGAGAUUGGGGAGAUGAUGAAUAUGGCUAUGGCUAUGAAGAAGACGAAUAUGAUACUAAUGAUGAUGGUAGUUAUCAACAACAACCACAACCUAAUCAGAAGGAAGAUCAUCUUGAAAUUGGCCAUAGUAAACUUCCCCCACUACCACUGAAUUUGCGAGACGAAUAUUUGAGUCACCAACAGGAGCAACAGCAACAACACGAAAAGAGCAAAUCGCCUGAACAGGAACACAAUGUGGAACCUGAUUUUCAGCAUGAAGCAGCACCAACCAAAAAAGAGGAACCAACCAAUGCAUCUGAAAAUGACUUCAUUUUGUCAGUUGAUAGAAUGAAAGAGGUCGAUUCUGAUAGCAGCGAAGAAGACGACGACGAGGAAGAGAAGGAUGAAGUAGCUCAUACCGACACCGGACCUGAAGUUAUUGAUGAUUCACACCUUUCCCUUCAGAACAGUGAGUAUUCGCUGUCCAACAAGAAUUUUUCUUCUUCACAAAUUGCUAGCGGUUACGACUCUGGACAGAGGUCACGCUCUCAUUUGGAUAGUCAAUCGUUCCACUUUGAUCCAUCUCCAGCAUUACCUGGUUCAAACUCGCGUGCGGGGUCCAAACUGCCAUUGAAGAUUGAUGUUGGUCAACCCCCAAAAGACAUCGCUGCACCUCCAGACACUCCGAUAUCUGAAUAUAGUUUCCAAUCAGACUAUUCAUAUCUGAAAGAACCAGUUGAGUUAUCAGUUAAAGGUAAAAGUGGUGCUGGACAUCCACAUUCCGAGGAUGAAACCAAAUCAAGCCCAUUACAUGAAGAAGAAUCCAACUCUUCAAACCCUCCAAUUGAUCAGUUUGUCCUUUCGGUUGAUAAAAAAGGUUUCAACCAAUUGAAUGGAGAUGAAGAUGAAGACGAUGAUGAUGAUGAUGAUGAUUGGGGAUAUCACAGCCAGGCCAGUAGUAAUGACGAGAUGAAUACUAGUGAAAUCGAAGCUUUAAACAUAAACAAAGCACCCAAACCUGCUACAACAGAAUCAUUCCCUGAUCAAUCAGAUGUUAAACCUGAAACUAUAGACAAUUUAAUUAAUGAUUUAGCAAGUGGAUCUAUUGGUGAAAUGGAUGGAGACAGUGGUAAUCAGGAAGUAUCUCCAGAAGAAGAAUCAUUCAGUUAUAGCACCUACGCCAAUAUUCUUGAUUUGAAUGCGGAAGACGAUGAGGAAUUGCCUUCUCCGGUUGAACCUUUAUGGGUCCAAAGACAAAAAGAGGCACAUGAUCAAUACUUGAGUGAAUUCUCAGGUAGGAAGGCUUCAGUAAGAAAAGCCCCUUCCUCAGGUCUAAAUGACAACAAGGAUUUAAUGCGUGUUGAGACAGGUAAAGAGAUAGAAAAGCAACCAAAUGAAUCUGGCAACUAUGUGACCCCAACUAGUGCAUAUCCUGAUAGUGCUGUCAGUAAGGAAGCUGAUUUAUAUGGAUUAACUACUGAUUCUUUGAGCAAGCUACCUGAACAAACUUCUGGAAAGCGAGCAGAGGAUGAUACUAAUAGCUUGGAACAAGAAUAUCUGGAGGAUGAAACAACUCCGGACCAUUUGAAUAUUGCUCCACCUCAAUUAGAACCAGUUGCGUCAACAGGAUCAUUAUCUACUGGCAAACUUUCAGCAGUUGAUGAUAUUAGGAGUCAUAAAGAAGAUAUUGAGGAGGAUGAUAAGAACCUUUUCAUGAAACCCAGAGCCCCAAAUGCGGAAGGCAUUGACAAGAGAGUUUCUACAGUGAGUAAUGCUAGUUUUAAUCUUGGAGGAUGGGCUCCAAACACUGACAAUUUCCGUAAUCAAUUCAUUAGUGAGAAUGAUAAUGAAUCUACAGUUAAUUAUAGUCCGGAUGAUUUUCUGUUUACAAAAGGUGAAACCCCUAGUAGUUUGAAUGAAGAAAUACAUAAUAGAAGUACUGAUUCUAUUCCUGAAACUGUGGAUGUUGCAUUACCUAGCAUACAUGAAGGGCCAGAUUUAGAUGAGGAUGAUGAUAAUGAGAAUAGGAUUGGUAAAUAUUCCGGUCCAACUAAUGAUGUCCAAUCUCUUACUAAAACCAUUCAAACUUCAGCCACUAUUGAUUCGGUGUUUAAAGAUCAUAAAUACACUAGUCCAUUAUUUAAAGAAGAUAUGUCAACUCCAUCAGCUUCGAGAGAAAAUUUGAACCAAAAAUAUACAAGUUUAUUAGGUCCCGAAAGUGCUCAAGUUGAUGAAAGGCAGAAUGAUGAAAGCUCUGUAGGAACUAGUGUCAAGCGUUUAUCAUCCCUAUCGGCGGGUUCAACGGAAUUAUCACCUGGAGAUAAGAACUUUGUUCCAGAUAAAUACCCCGUAUCUGACUGGAAGAGUAUUGUGACCAUUUCUCAACCAAUUGAUAGAAUUGCCGCGUUUAAAUCAGCACUUAUCAGAGAAGCAGAAUAUGAUACUGGAUUACAAAAUUGGUUACAUAUUACAUUAAAACUGGCUCCUGAUACAAAUAAGAAUAUUCAUAUUGGUAAGAUUGCAACCGAGGCUUACCUGAAUGCACAACAUAGUGAAUUAAGAAGACAUGGAACUCUUUUAAGUAAAGUUUCGAUUGUUAAAGAUACUGGGGCUCAUGCUUCUAGUUUUGGGAAGAAACUUUUCAGUAGAAGUAAGAAAUUUAUUAAAUCUUCAUCACAUGGGGAUUCAAAGUAG
Molecule: messenger RNA, 2733 nt
Organism: Hemisphaericaspora subhashii
Lineage: Eukaryota; Fungi; Ascomycota; Pichiomycetes; Serinales; Debaryomycetaceae
Exons: 1
Coding region: 1-2733 (910 amino acids)
Source: RefSeq, a predicted model, not a curated record